Molecule: messenger RNA, 5593 nt
Organism: Cornus florida
Lineage: Eukaryota; Viridiplantae; Streptophyta; Magnoliopsida; Cornales; Cornaceae
Product: myosin-8-like
Exons: 38
Coding region: 683-5104 (1473 amino acids)
Biological process (GO): vesicle transport along actin filament; actin filament organization
Cellular component (GO): cytoplasm; vesicle; actin cytoskeleton
Molecular function (GO): actin filament binding; ATP binding; microfilament motor activity
Source: RefSeq, a predicted model, not a curated record
AACGUAAAUGCUCUCUCAUGGCAAUAUCCGCAAUUACACCAAACAGCGGGGGCUAUUUGGGAACACGAAUUGAUGUCGCGUUUCGCCGUGUUGUUGUUGUUUUUGCUGUGAUUUCUCCUAACAGAGGAGGAAGAACGCAGACGUAGAGAGAGAAACUAGAGAGAGAAACAAGACGAAGAAGGAGAUAGAAAAAGAGAAGGAAAGGGAGAGAAAAUACGGAGGGAAGAGAAAGUUGCAGAGGGUUUUGGUUUGGUUUUGGAUCUUUAACACAAAUAGAGAUUAAAUUCCACCACAAAAAAACCUCUGCAACACUUCCCUUUGAUUCUAAACCCCUCGCAUUGCAUUUCACCAAUUGGUACAGCUAGACAGAGAAUUUGCAGAGGAAGAGCGAGAUAGAGUCGUUUCUGGUGUAUUUGAUUCGAACCAAGCCUUCAACAUCCAAAUGCUGGAUCUUUUGUACAUGCAUUGCCGUUGAAUGCGACGAAUGUUCUAUGUUUUCUCCUGCAUUCAAGAAAAUAUAGGGUUUUAUUGCUUUGCCGUUGAAUAAUCUAUGUUUUCACAGGCAUUGAAGAAAAUAUAGGGUUGCAUUGUUUUGCUGUUGAAUUCGAGGAAUAAUCUAUGUUUUCACCGGCAUUGAAGAAAAUAUAGGGUUGCAUUGCUCAAUCACAUUACUUCUUUAAAAAUGGCUGUUACAGUCCAUAUUCUGGUUGGAUCUCAUGUUUGGGUGGAGGAUCCCGAGGAAGCUUGGAUAGAUGGGGAAGUUCUGGAAGCUAAUGGUGAGGAGAUUACAAUAAAUUGUACAUCAGGGAAGACGGUUGUUGCUAACAAAUCCAACGUCUAUCCCAAAGAUGUUGAAGCUCCUUCAUGCGGCAUGGAUGAUAUGACAAAGCUGGCUUAUCUGCAUGAACCAGGGGUUCUGCAGAAUUUAAGGUGUCGAUAUGACAUGAAUGAAAUUUAUACUUACACUGGUCACAUAUUGAUUGCUGUGAAUCCUUUCCAAAGACUACCUCAUUUAUAUGAUAAUCAUAUGAUGGGACAGUAUAAAGGGGCAGUCUUUGGUGAGCUGAGCCCACACCCAUUUGCUAUUGCAGAUGCUGCAUACAGGCAGAUGAUUAAUGAGGGAAUAAGCCAGUCGAUUUUGGUUAGUGGAGAAAGUGGAGCUGGUAAAACGGAAUGCACCAAAACACUUAUGCAUUAUCUUGCCUUUAUGGGAGGGAGAGCCACAGCUGAGGGACGGACUGUGGAGCAGCAAGUUCUAGAGUCCAAUCCUGUUCUAGAAGCAUUUGGAAAUGCAAAGACUGUUAGAAACAAUAAUUCAAGUCGUUUUGGUAAGUUUGUGGAGAUUCAGUUUGAUCGACAGGGGAGGAUUUCGGGAGCUGCCAUCAGAACUUAUUUGCUCGAGCGAUCACGUGUUUGUCAAGUGUCUGAUCCUGAGAGAAAUUAUCAUUGCUUCUAUAUGCUUUGUGCUGCACCACCAGAGGAUGUUGAGAGGUACAAACUAGGAAAUCCAAGGACGUUCCAUUAUCUGAAUCAAUCAAAUUGUUAUGAGCUGGAUGGAGUGGAUGAUUCUAAGGAGUACGUUGCAACAAGGAGGGCCAUGGAUAUUGUUGGGAUCAGUUCUGACGAGCAGGAUGCAAUAUUCCGAGUUGUGGCUGCCGUUCUCCACUUGGGCAACAUUGAAUUUUCGAAGGGGAAGGAAAUAGAUGCUUCUGAACCUAAGGAUGAUAAAUCUUGGUUCCAUCUUAGAACUGCAUCUGAGCUUUUCAUGUGUGAUGAGAAGUCUCUUGAAGACUCCCUGUGCAAACGCGUGAUUAAUACUCGUGACGAGACCAUAACGAAAGUCCUUGAUCCAGAUGCUGCAGCUGUCAGUAGAGAUGCUUUGGCCAAAAUUGUUUAUUCUAGAUUGUUUGAUUGGAUUGUGAACAAGAUUAAUAAUUCUAUCGGUCAAGAUCCUGAUUCAAAAUUCUUAAUUGGGGUUCUGGAUAUUUAUGGAUUCGAGAGUUUCAAGACAAACAGCUUUGAGCAAUUUUGUAUCAAUUUGACAAAUGAAAAAUUGCAGCAACAUUUCAAUCAGCAUGUUUUCAAGAUGGAGCAGGAAGAAUAUACCAAAGAAGAAAUUGACUGGAGUUAUAUUGAGUUUGUUGACAACCAAGACAUUCUUGAUCUUAUUGAAAAGAAACCUGGUGGCAUCAUUGCUCUUCUGGACGAGGCUUGCAUGUUUCCAAGAUCAACACAUGAAACAUUCGCACAAAAGCUAUACCAGACAUUCAAAGAUCAUAAACGUUUCAGCAAGCCAAAAUUAUCAAGUACGGACUUCACCAUUCGUCAUUAUGCCGGCGAUGUCACUUAUCAAACUGACUUCUUUUUGGAUAAGAACAAGGACUAUGUUGUUGCAGAACAUCAAGCCCUGUUGAGUGCUUCAAAGUGCUCCUUUGUGUCAGGCCUGUUCCCACAUUUAUCUGAGGAAUCUUCAAAAUCAAAGUUCUCAUCGAUAGGUUCUCGGUUUAAGCAACAAUUGCAAGCUUUGCUUGAAACACUUAGUGCCACUGAGCCACACUACAUUCGUUGUGUAAAGCCAAAUAAUCUUCUGAAGCCAUCAAUCUUUGAGAAUUCUAAUAUACUGCAACAACUCCGUUGUGGGGGAGUUAUGGAAGCAAUUAGGAUCAGUUGUGCUGGAUAUCCCACUAGGAGAGCAUUUGAUGAAUUCAUUGGCCGUUUCGGCAUCCUAGCACCUGGUGUUUUGGAUGGACGUUGUAAUGAGGUCACUGCUUCCAAGAAGCUUCUAGAGAAGGCGGGCCUUGAAGGUUAUCAGAUUGGUAAAACAAAAGUUUUUCUUAGAGCUGGUCAGAUGGCAGAACUAGAUGCUCGUAGGAAUGAGGUCUUAGGAAGGUCCGCAUGCAUUAUCCAGAGUAAUGUUCGUUCAUAUUUCGGAUGCAAAAAAUUUAUGUUGUUGCGGAUGGCUGCCAUACAAAUCGAAGCUCUGUGUAGAGGGGAAGUUGCACGCCAUCGCUAUGAGAGUAUGAGGAAAGAAGCUGCUUGUUUGAGAAUACAGAAAGAUAUGCGCAUGUGUCUUGCUCAGAAACAUUACACAUUGUUGUGCUCUUCUGCUAUUUAUAUUCAAACAGGUAUGCGUGGGAUGACUGCCCGUGAUGAGCUUCGCUUCAAAAAACAAAGUGAAGCGGCAAUCCGUAUCCAGUGUCAAUGCCGACAAUACUUAGUCCGGCUUCAUUAUUUGAGGAUCAAGAAAGCGGCAAUUGCUACUCAAUGCGCCUGGAGAGUAAGAGUGGCGCGCAGAGAACUGCGGAAUCUUAAAAUGGCUGCUAAGGAAACCGGUGUUCUCCAAGCUGCCAAAACAAAGCUGGAAAAAGAAGUUGAAGAGCUAACAUGGCGACUGAAGUUGGAGAAACGCAUGAGAGCCGACUUGGAGGAAGCCAAAACAAAGGAAAAUGCAAAGUUGCAGUCUACUUUGAAAGAGAUGCAACUUCAAUUUCAAGAAACUAAAGAGCUGCUUAUUAAGGAACGUGAGGCUGCAAAGAAAGCAGCUGAGCAAAUCCCUGUCAUACAAGAAGUCGCAGUUAUUGAUCAUGAAAUGGUUAAUAAGCUUACUGCUGAAAAUGAAGAGCUCAAGGCUUUGGUAAGUUCACUUGAAAAGAAAAUCGAUGAAACGGAAAAAAAAUAUGAAGAAACUAACAAGCUUAGUGAAGAGCGGUUGAAGCAGGCUUUGGACGCAGAGACAAAGAUAAUUCAGUUGAAGACAGAUAUGCAGAGGCUUGAAGAAAAACUUUCUGAUAUUGAAGCUGAAGACCAAAUUCUGAGGCACCAAGCAUUGUUGAAUUCACCUGCUAGAAAAAUGUCGGGACAUUUACAGCCUUCGGAGAAUGGUUAUCAUGAACCACAAAGUGCAACACCCACAAAACAGUUUGGUACCGAAUCGGAUAAUAAGUUGAGGAGAUCCCAGAUUGAAAGGCAGCAAGAAAACGUAGAUGCUCUUGUCAAAUGUGUGACUCAAGAUCUUGGGUUCUAUCAAGGAAAACCUGUUGCCACGUUUACAAUAUACAAAUGUCUUCUCCACUGGAAAUCGUUUGAAGCAGAAAGAACUAGCGUAUUUGAUCGUCUUAUCCAGAUGAUUGGUGCUGCAAUACAGAACCAGGAUAAUAACAAUCAUAUGGCUUAUUGGCUAUCUAAUACGUCUGCAUUAUUGUCCUUGCUUCAACGGAGUUUGAAAGCUACUGGUGCACCGAAACCACCCCCUGCAACAUCAUUGUUUGAAAGGAUGACCCAAGGAUUCCGAGCAUCUUCUAGCAACCUUUCCGUUGUAGGCCAGGUUGAGGCCAAAUAUCCAGCUUUGCUUUUUAAGCAGCAGCUCACUGCUUAUGUGGAGAAGAUAUUUGGAAUUAUUCGAGACAAUUUGAAGAAGGAUUUGUCAUCACUUAUUUCCUCUUGUAUCCAGGCACCAAAAACAUCAAGAGGAAAUGCUAGUAACUGGCAGAGCAUCAUUGAGAGCUUAAAUGGGCUUCUUAGUACAUUACAAGAAAAUUUUGUGGCUCCAGUUCUUUGUCAGAAGAUCUUUACUCAGAUUUUCUCUUAUAUUAAUGUGCAGCUUUUUAAUAGCCUUCUUCUUCGUCGAGAGUGUUGCACAUUCAGCAAUGGGGAAUAUGUGAAAUCUGGGUUAGCUGAAUUAGAACUAUGGUGUGGCCAAGCAAAAGAUGAGUAUGCAGGCUCAUCCUGGGAUGAACUAAAGCAUGUGAGGCAGGCUGUUGGAUUCUUGGUCAUACAUCAGAAGUCUAGAAUUUCAUACGAUGACAUUACGAAUGACCUCUGCCCUAUUCUGAGUGUACAACAGCUUCAUAAAAUAUGUACCCUUUACUGGGACGACAGCUACAACACUCCAAGUGUUUCCCCAGAUGUUAUUUCCAGCAUGAAGAUGCUAAUGACUGAGGAUUCGAACAAUGCAGAUAGCAGCUCCUUUUUGUUGGAUGAUGAUUCUAGUAUUCCCUUCUCUGUUGAUGAGAUUAGCAAUUCCCUCAAAGAAAAGGAUUUCUUGAACGGAAAACCUGCUGCAGAGCUUCUUGAAUAUCCAGCCUUCCAAUUUUUACAGGACUAAGGUUGUGAUCAGCUAGCACUCUUUUCUUUUUGUGACGCCACCAGAUUUUUGAUGAUGAGAUGGAUGCUUCUAUUCCUCUGAUCGGUGCCGUAAUGUAAAUCCGCCUCCAAUAAUCUCUCCUCACAUGUUCCUCCUAAUUGUAACCUCCACAGCCCUGAUGUAAAAUUAUUCCUUUUAGCUUUGUAGAAUUCUUAGUCUUUGUCAAAUAGUUAGUCAGGGCAGACGGAUUUAGCCGUCAAGUGCCUGUAUUUUGUUUUGUUUUGUUUGUUUCAUUUUUAUUUAUAUAUAUUUAUUUUAGGGCCACUUAGGGCUAGCAUUCUUUGUAGUAGAGCAUAUUUAUAUAGUGUGGCGGGAGGAGCUGCUCUUAGUUGUCACCAAUUUUCAUUUUUGUACAGUAAGCAGCUGUAUCAACCAGAAUGUCAAGAUAUUAUUUGUAAGUAGCUUAUGCAAUCUAGUGAUGUUUAUGAAAAACAAUCUUUCUUUGUUUUA